UUAUUAUUUUUUUUUUUAUUUUUUUUUUUUUUUGAAUUGUUGAGAGUAACAAGAGAAAGUUUUAGAGAGACAGAUAGAUGAUCUUAUGAUUUUUUAUCUCCGUUAAUCGGAGAGAUAAAAAAAAAAGAAGUUUGGAUUCUUUAUAUUUUCGCAGCAGUUAAACGUCAACAGGCACGUCGUUCAUGGAUAUUUUCCAGCCUUCAUUCUUUAGGAUUUUACGGGGAUCGCAAAGUCUCUAAUCUGAUUCUUAUUAUAAAUACAAAUCAUUGUGAAAUCGAGAGUGAUCUAAUCAGAUGUAUCGUUACAUCAUAUUUUAAAAUUAAACGUGGAGUCAAUCAAAGAUGCUUAAAAUGAGCCUGAUGCAAAAUAAUCUACUAUCAUACAUGAUGAUCCUCUACUUCCUUUUUGUGAGUGAGGCUUAUCAGAGGAAGGAUGGCAGCAAGGAUGGUUCGAAAUUGAUAAGGAUUAAUGGCGAUAUCAUUCUUGGAGGAAUUUUUCCUAUGCACGAACAGAUAUGGGUAAGAUCACGUGGUGCUGGUACAAUCGGUGAAUCACCUUGCGGUGCAGUAAAGGAAGAAAAAGGUGUACAGCGAUUAGAAGCAAUGUUAUACGCAUUAGACGAGAUUAAUGGUGAUCAAGAGCUUCUACCAAACACUACAUUGGGUGCAUUGAUAUUAGAUUCAUGUAGCAGCGAGACGUAUGCUCUUGAUCAGAGUAUGGAAUUCAUGAGAUCUUAUAUGAACCAGGACAUUUCGGAGUACAAGUGCGAAGAUAAUAAACCACCUAUAUACAUGCCACAUAAACCAGUAACCGGAGUAAUAGGAGCAUCCUUCAGUGUAGUUUCCAUCAUGGUCGCUAAUAUUCUAAGACUUUUCAAGAUACCCCAAGUGAGCUAUGCAUCAACCAGCACUGAAUUAUCGGACAAAAGUCGUUUCGAGUAUUUCAGUAGAGUUGUACCACCAGACAGUUUUCAAGCGCAGGCCAUGGUCGAGGUGAUACAUCGUUUAGGAUGGAAAUAUGUUUCUACGGUGGCCGUCGAAGGUGAUUAUGGUGAAAAGGGUAUCGCCAGUUUUAUAUCGUUAUCCUUGGAAUAUAACAUUUGCGUUGCUGUAAGCGAGAAGAUAUUACGUAAUUCGAAGACCGAAGACUUUGAUAAGAUCGUAGAAAGACUAAGCACGAAACAUAAUGCUCGAGGAGUCGUAUUGUUCGUUGAUGAAGAUAAUAUAAGAAAACUUCUACAAGCUACGGUGAGAGCCAAUCGUACGGGUCACUUCAUGUGGGUUGGUAGUGACUCCUGGGGUGCUAAAGUUUAUCCGGUGAGAGAUCAAGAAUUUGCUGCGGAGGGUGCUAUCACUAUACUACCAUAUAGGACUGCCCUUAAAGGUUUUGACGAAUACUAUCUUAAUCUUCGACCAAGAAUGGCUAAUGAAUGUCAAGGUCAAAGUGAGAAUAAUAUUCCACACGAAUCAUUACCCGGAAAAAUAGUAAAUUGUAGGAAUAUAUGGUUCCGUGAGUUUUGGUCGCAACAUCAUAAAUGCACUUUCAGCCAAAAUGCAUCGAUCGAAAUGACGAGAUGUACUGGUACUGAAGAACUUAAGGAUUACGAGCAAGAAGGACUGGUACCUUUCGUUGUCGAUGCUGUAUAUGCAAUGGCUCAUGGAGUUCACAACGUGAUAGAGGAAGAAUGCGAAAAUGAAUUUACUGGAUUGCAUUAUGUUUGCGAAACUUUGAAACCUGCACCCGAUGGCCAACAACUUCUACAAUAUAUUCGAAACGUUACCUUCAUUGGUCGUCAAGGUACAGAAAUUAAAUUCAAUAUCAAUGGCGAUGCCUAUGGGUUUUAUAAUAUUUAUCAAUAUCAACGUAACGAAGAAAAUCGUUUUGAUUAUACUCUGAUUGGCACUUGGAAAGAAGAAUUGGCUUUUGAUAUCAAUAUGACCAGAUGGGCAACAGGAGCUGGUGAACUUCAUAUACCAAGAAGUUCCUGCAGUGAUAAUUGUCCUUUAGGUCACGUCAGAAAUUUCCAGGAGGCAUGUUGUUGGAGAUGUGUAGCUUGCCGAGAAGAUGCUUACGUAUUCAACGACACUUGCAGCAGUUGUGGACCUGGAUACGCUCCUGACGAAACAAAAACAAGUUGCAUCAAAUUAACAGCUGAAGUUAUAUCAUGGACCAGUCCGUGGGCAUUGGUACCACUAGUUUUCGCUUCCAUUGGCAUCCUCAGUACACUUUUCACAACGUUUGUAUUCAUUCGAUUCAAUCGUACCCCAGUGAUCAUGGCUUCUGGUCGAGAAUUGUGUUACGUUUUACUCGUUGGGAUUCUAUCUUGUUAUGGGAUGAGCUUCGUUAUAUUGAGCAAACCAACAACAUGGAAUUGCACCUAUCUUCGUAUUGGUCUAGGCCUUUGCUUGAGUAUUUGUUACAGUGCAAUACUCACCAAAACUAAUCGUAUUUCACGUAUAUUUAAUCAAGGUACGAAAAGUAUCAAAAGACCUUCAUACACGUCGCCAAAAAGUCAAGUUGUUAUUGCUAUCGGGAUCACUGCAGUCCAACUGAUCGGUGCCAUCGUUUGGCUGAUUAUCGAACCACCUGACACCACAGAGAUCCAUCCGUAUCCACUAUCAGCUGUAUUGACAUGUCGUGUCUCAACGUUCUCCUUGAUGAUGUCUCUUGUAUAUAAUAUGUUCCUCAUACUGAUGUGUACUCUAUAUGCAUUUAAAACAAGAAAAAUACCAGAGAACUUCAAUGAAGCUAAGUACAUUGGUUUUACCAUGUACUCGACUUGUAUAGUCUGGCUUGCCUUUGUACCAAUUUAUUUUGGUUCGAAGAAUGAUUACAAGGUCCAAAUAGCAAGCAUGUGUAUGUGUAUCAACAUCUCAGCAUCUGUUGCUCUUGGUUGUCUAUUCACACCAAAGGUCUAUCUUGUAUUAUUUCAACCUUACAAGAAUGUACGACCUGGUCCCAACCCAGGAGGUGUUCAUUGUAUUAACAGGCCAACAUUCAUAAUGCAAUUUUCGGGUGCGAGAAGUCAAACGAUGCAGAGCAUGACCUCAGGAUCACGUAGCAGCCCUCCCCCAUCACGAGCAUCUCGAAGUGAGCAAAAGCAUAUAAAUGGUGAAAGUCAAGCCCUGGCAAGCCCGUCAGUCGAAGAAACAUCAGUUAGCUAGGUCGCUCUCAUACACCUCCCUCUUUGUCCAGAGCAUCAUCUGAAGGUGCAUGAGACUGAGGUGGAGGUGUAUGUCGAUGAAGAAAUCGCAAGAACAACAGAGAAACUCUCGAUCGUUAGUGAAUUAUCAGAGUUACCAGAUGUGCCAAGUUCUGAUGAGGACUAUGACCUUGAACAGGUAACUACACCGAUCAACAGCAUCUCUGAAAGGAUAGAUGUCUCUACAGAAUUAAACGAUCGUCCGAACGAGGAACAUAUUGGACGUAUCUAUAGUGCAUCUCCAACAUUCUCGGAUUUUUCAUCAUAGUGUUCGACGUCAAUCUUUUCUUCAUUUCGUCGAACUAUUCAAUUAUGAUCUAUACUCGAGUAUAACUUCGUACUCUCGAGAUAUAGUAUUAUAGAGAGAUCUUUUUACUAUUUCAAUCGGUAAGUAUGACUAUAAAAUCGUUCAAGGACAAACUUUUCAAACAAGAAUUUCAAAAAAGUUUUAAGGUUCUAAUCAAUCGAGUGGUAUUCGUACGUACACGUAAUGACCUAAUUGUUCGUUCAUAAAUAAUAUUUUUUAUAGCCAUUUCUCUCAUUGACAUCUUCGAGUAUACUUUUAAAAAAGGAUUAAAUUGACAUACAAUACUUGGUUCGUUUUUAUGAGAAAAAUUUUGAUUCUAAUCAUUCGUUUUUAUCAUCCACUUAAAGAGAGAAAUGUUUCUGUAAAAUAUACGAUAUAUGAUAUCCAAUUGAUUUUUCAAUCGUGUUAAAUGCAAAUAUAAUUAAUUAUCAUGUCCGAUAAUUAAGACGAUAUUAUACAAAGUUAGAGGCAAAUUACUACUUGCAGCACGAUAAGAAUUGCUAGGUAAGAGAAAAAACACUAUGAAUAAUGAUAAUAAUGAUAGUUUUUAGUCCUAUAAUUAUUAUUGAUGAUCGUGUCUAUAUUUGUAGUAAGAGAAAUUAAUGAAUAUAAAGAAAAAUUCGAUUUUUCAUGUUUCUUUCAAUAUUGAUUUUUUU
Vespa mandarinia (Asian giant hornet) is the source of this 4165-nucleotide messenger RNA. Its product is annotated as metabotropic glutamate receptor 8. Gene Ontology annotation, molecular function: G protein-coupled receptor activity. NCBI's taxonomy places the organism in Eukaryota, Metazoa, Arthropoda, Insecta, Hymenoptera, Vespidae. The record is from RefSeq and is a predicted model, not a curated record. Gene Ontology annotation, biological process: G protein-coupled receptor signaling pathway. Gene Ontology annotation, cellular component: membrane.